AGCCCGGGUCAGCGUAGGCACCAAAGCGGUCCCUAGCUGCCAUACGUGCUGAAGCGGCCUCCACGGUGGAUGAAUUGAAGGAGACCAGAGGGGGAGAAAAGAAAGAUAUUAUAAGCAGUAGAGGGGAGUGUAGGUUAAGUAGAUACCGCGCGCGGGGGUUGAGUCCGGAGUCGGAGAAGAUUAAGGUAGCAAAAAGCCGUGGGAGGAAGAAAGGUGAUGAUGAUGAUGGAAUGGGGGAAGCGGACAGGGAAGAAUGAGGGGAACUUCCGUCCCGGCGGUCGGGACUUGAACGAUAUGCCACAACCACCAACUCAGCCCGACAUUCUCUUAUUGCCUGCAUUUUCUUAACUUCUACAACCCCCACUUACACCCCAUCAUCUCUUACACUAUACGCGCAACGCAACAUUCUUGCCAAAAGCUGUAUAUCAAUACAAUACAUUCACCAUACUACUUAGGCUCUUCUUGAGCUCUUUCUCACAACCCAAGACAUAGCCAUGGUCCGCCACAAGAAGGACAACUUCUCCCGCGGCGGCAAGAAAUUCUCCUCCGCCCCGCGCUCUCGUCCCCCUCCCCGCGGCGGCGGCCCCGGUGGUGAUGGCGACGACGACACCGAGAACGGCAAUUAUUCGCGACCUCCUUUCAAGGCCGCCUGCUGGGACAUGGGUCACUGCGAUCCGAAGCGCUGCUCCGGCAAACGUUUGAUGAAUUUCGGUCUCAUGCGCGAGUUGGCAAUCGGCCAGCGCUUUCCCGGUGUCGUAAUCUCUCCCAAUGCCAAGAAGGUCGUCUCCCCCGCCGAUAAGGACCUAUUGGAACAAUUCGGCGCCGCGGUGGUAGAAUGCUCUUGGGUGCGUGUAAAGGAGGUCCCCUGGUCGAGAAUCGGUGGCAAGUGUGAACGUCUGCUCCCCUACCUUAUCGCCGCCAACACCGUCAAUUACGGCAAACCGUGGCGUCUAAAUUGCGUCGAAGCCCUGGCGGCCUGUUUCUGCAUCUGCGGCCACGAGGACUGGGCUCGUGAAGUUCUUAAGCACUUCCGCUACGGCGAAGCCUUCCUAGAGAUCAACGCGAAGCUCUUCAAGCGCUACGCCGCCUGUGCCGACGAGGAGGAGAUGAAGCGCGCCGAAGAGGACUGGCUUGCCAAGAUUGAGAGGGAAUACGAAGAGAGCAGGGCUACGGGUGCGGACGACAUGUGGACCGUCGGAAACACGAACCGUAGAGCUGAGAGUGAUUCCGACGAGGAUGAUGAUGAGGACAAAGAGGGUGAAGAGGAGGAGGAGGAGGUUGAUAAGGACCCGUUCGCCAUCUCGGACGAUUCAGAGGAGGAGGAGCAUAUGGCUGCAAUCAGAGCGAAGAUCUUGAACUCCAAGGCCUUCCAGAAUCCGGAGGUUGAGGAGAAGACGAAGGUCGAGAGGGUCGCGAGAUCCGAGGAAGAGACGAAUUCCCAUUUAAAGGAGGAUUCAGAUGCUGAGUCGGGGUCAGCCGAAGGCGGCAGUGAUGAUGAUGAGGAUGCUUUUGAUAACAUCAUCAAUGCUACACCCGUCACCGAUCGGACUGGUAUUAUCGCGGCUCAGAAGAAGAAGCAGAGAGAGACGGUUAGUGCCUCAUUCUCGAGAACAGUGGUCGAUGCGCCUAAAAGAUGGUAGCGGCGGUCCUUUCUGGGGCACUCUUGCACACAGACAAAAGUAACGAGAUACCAUGGAAAUAUAAUGAAUC
This is a messenger RNA of Aspergillus saccharolyticus JOP 1030-1, 1710 nucleotides long. Its product is annotated as ribosome biogenesis TSR3 family protein. Bases 495 to 1640 code for a protein of 381 amino acids. NCBI's taxonomy places the organism in Eukaryota, Fungi, Ascomycota, Eurotiomycetes, Eurotiales, Aspergillaceae. The transcript has 3 exons. The record is from RefSeq and is a predicted model, not a curated record. Gene Ontology annotation, biological process: maturation of SSU-rRNA. Gene Ontology annotation, molecular function: rRNA small subunit aminocarboxypropyltransferase activity.